AAUGUACCAUAUUAUGUAUUUUUAGGUUUAGGAAAUGCUACAUCCAUACAAAUACGAAGUAUUAGUCUGUUGCUUCUUCCGAUGUACUGUGGUAAGGCUGGCCGCGGGAUAUUGAAGGCGGUGGUUCUCACUUAUGUAGUGGCCGGCCCAAUAACAAAUAUGGCACUGAACGCCAAAGAGGUAGUUCGUGUGUUUGCCUGCAGCACUCAGCUCUCUUUCAAUCUCACGAAACUUAGGUAUUCUUUCAUUGCGACUCCUGUUAGACGAGCCCUCAUAAGUAUGAAGACUGAAAUUGGCGAAUUCAAAGGUACGUUGAGAUCAAUUAGAAAAGUAGUGAGGCCAAUAGAGAUAGAAAUGGAGAAUGCAUAUGAAAUUCUCAAGACGAAACCAACAAACGAUCUCGGAUUUUUAAACCUAUUUAUUAUUUUUUUAUUACCAAUUGAAUGUAACAAUUACUUUUUUAGGGUUUUUCCAAAUGAAACAGAAAUAAUAAAGUAUGAGAAAAACUACGCGAAAAAAAUGGAAUAUCGCUGCGAGAGGCAAAUGUCUCGAGCAGUUUUAUAUUGUAUGGAGAUUUUCUCUUCUUCUUUUAAUAUGUGUUAUGAUAGUAUCCCUAUAUACGCUGGAGCAUUGUGCUGGCCUUUGAUGCUUCACAAUAUCUGCAAUAUUAGACCUUUUAUUGGACACUCCGAGUGUAAUUACGAAGAACAGGUUAACAUAAAUAUUCUACAGUCCUUGCAGUUCUAUCUUCGACUUGGAGAAAGCUAUUACUAUCUAAAGAACACUUCCACAAAAAUAAUUUCAAAUUUAACAGAAGUAAACGUUCUAGAAGAAAUUUAUGAGGGGAAAGUGAAGAAUUAUCAGGAUGCUAAGGAAACAAGCCUCAAAGUUCUACAGGCAUUUGAAGAAAAAUACAAUAUCGUGAAAUUAGUUGUAUUGGGGGUUCAUAUAUGCUUAGCUCUCCUUUUCUUACGACUGCUUAUCUCGGCACAAAGUUAUCAUGAUCUUUAUUUGACGAGUAUAAAUUAUGAUAAUGUCUACGUUACUGGUUACUUCAAAAGGAUUGAUCAAAGGCGUCGUAGGAAACUCCAGUGUACACUUUUACCUCUGAAAAAGAUGGAGAGGAACAGGUACAUUGACGUGUACUCUACAUCAUACAUUCCAUCAGAACGUAGCAAGUUGUUCACGCAAAUACUAAAAGUAACGCUGGAAGCGAUCACAGCCACAACCUUUGUAAUGCUGGACAGAUUGUUCUAUGAAGCACUUGAUGUUGUAAGACAGUAUGCUGUUGAUAAUGAACCUAUAAAUGGAUUGGGAGACGUAGAGGUGGAGGUGGCAGGUGCAGGCUUUGUCGCAGACAUGUUGCGGAAACUGGUAGAUGAAUUAAAAUCUAUCAAUGUAAAAACGUCAAUAACGAAUGAAGAAUGUCUUCCGCAGCCCCGCGCUAUACCCGCACUAUUUUAUGUCAAAAUAUACGGAGGCUAUCUUUGGAUUCUAUUACUAUUGUUUACGAAUCCUUACACACUCAGAUUGAGACGAUUAAUCUGCAGUUAUUUCUAUCCUCAUAGAGAAAAGCAAAGAAUAUUGCAUCUAUACAAUGAUAUUUUGAAGAAACGUUUGAAAAUGCAAAAGACGUUACGUAGGAAAGCAGUGCAGGCAGUCCGAGCACAUUACCUCUCUGGGGAGAACCUUCUGAGCCUGAGGAUGAGGUUUCCUCACAUUUUGGGUUGGCUUGGCGCUUUACCUCAUGCUAGAAUGAAAUGUCUUAUUUGUGAAGAGACUGAACCAUGGCACAGAUUACGAAAUCCUGAUAACGACUCAUGGCACUCGUGUGAAAACGUCAAAUGCCCUUUCCUAUACUGUGACGAGUGUUGGAAGGACAUUGGCAGCAGCUGCCUCGCCUGCGAUCCUGCUCUGAAUGAGCUUAGUGAUGUGGACUCUUUGAGUGAUGAUAGACCACCUAGAUACUAAUUGUAUUGAUGAAAAUAAAUAUUUGUGUGA
Molecule: messenger RNA, 2001 nt
Organism: Colias croceus (clouded yellow)
Lineage: Eukaryota; Metazoa; Arthropoda; Insecta; Lepidoptera; Pieridae
Gene: snky
Product: protein sneaky-like
Exons: 10
Cellular component (GO): membrane
Source: RefSeq, a predicted model, not a curated record